Molecule: messenger RNA, 423 nt
Organism: Cryptomeria japonica (Japanese cedar)
Lineage: Eukaryota; Viridiplantae; Streptophyta; Pinopsida; Cupressales; Cupressaceae
Product: UDP-glycosyltransferase 85A1-like
Exons: 1
Coding region: 1-423 (140 amino acids)
Molecular function (GO): UDP-glycosyltransferase activity
Source: RefSeq, a predicted model, not a curated record
AUGGAAGAGUUGGUGAUGAGAUUAGAGAAGAGUUUGUACCCUUUUCUAUGGUUGUUGCACAUUGAUAUUGCGGGAGACAUGCCUACAACUUUGCCAGAGGGUUUUAAAGAGAGGACAAAAGAUCAUGGAGUGAUUGUGAAAUGGGUGCCUCAAGUGAAAUUUCUGUCUCAUCCUUCCAUAGGAUGGUUCCUCGGCCAUUGCGGGUGGAACUCCCAUUUGGAGAGGAUGAGCCUGGGAGUUCCCAUGCUUGGAUGGCCCUAUUAUGCUGGUCAGUUUUUGGAUUGCCGCUUCUAUAAGGAUGUGUGGAAUAUUGGCAUUGACUUGGAAGGCAUGGACGUUGAUGAAAAUCUAGUGAUCAAAAGGGAGGAGAUUGAGAAAGGCGUGAUGAGAUUGAUGGAGGGUGCCCAAGUGGAGGAGCUUUGA